This is a messenger RNA of Amaranthus tricolor (Joseph's coat), 1180 nucleotides long. RefSeq names its product glutathione S-transferase F2-like. The record is from RefSeq and is a predicted model, not a curated record. Bases 111 to 764 code for a protein of 217 amino acids. Lineage: Eukaryota; Viridiplantae; Streptophyta; Magnoliopsida; Caryophyllales; Amaranthaceae. Gene Ontology annotation, cellular component: cytoplasm. The transcript is spliced from 3 exons. Gene Ontology annotation, molecular function: glutathione binding; glutathione transferase activity.
AAUUUGGGGUUCUUAAAAGAUCACAACCAAUAGUCUCUUUAAUUUCCAUCUAUCUAAUCUAUUUAUUUUCUUAAUUAAUCAUCAUUAUUUAUACUAAUUAAGCUAUAAUUAUGGGGAUUAAGAUUUAUGGAAUGCCCAUAUCUGGAUGUACCCAGCGUGUAUUGGCCGCUGCUCAUGAGAAGAACCUUGAUUAUGAAUUGGUUAUUGUUGACUUGAGGAAACACCAACAAAAGGAACCAUCUUUUCUCUCCCUCAAUCCGUUUGGUCAAGUCCCUGUUUUCCAAGAAGGAGAUCUCAAAUUGAUUGAAUCAAGGGCAAUAACAAGAUACAUAGCAUAUACUUAUGAAGGCCAAGGAACACCUCUUAUCUUCAAAGACAAUAAACAAAUGGCACAUCUAACGGUAGCUAUGGAAAUCGAAGCUCACCAAUUCGAGUCGAUCGCCAUUAAACUAGCAAUGGAGCUUGCUUACAAGGGUUACAUGGGCUUGGCUUGUGACGAUGCAAUAGUAAAUGAAUACGAGCCUAAAUUCGCAAAGGUCCUUGACAUAUACGAAGCGUAUUUGUCGAAGAAUAAGUACGUAGCAGGUGAUACUUUUAGUCUAGGAGAUGUUCAUCACAUGCCCGCCUUGCAAACAUUGAGUGGUACCAAAAUUAAGAAGAUGUUCGAGGAACGCCCUCAUGUCAAUGCUUGGCGUGAGGAAAUUUUGGCUAGGCCUUCUUGGCAAAAGUGUAUGGCCAUGAAGAAAGAGUUUUUGGAACAAUAGAGAUCAUAUAUAUAUAUAUAUAUAUAUUACCUCCGUUUUGAAAUACCUGUACCUGAUAGUAACAUAUUGCUGUGUGGGAUAAUGUUACAUAUCAGAUAUAAAUAUAAUGGAACGGGGGAAUCAAGUAUGAUUUCUAUGUUUGUGUUUUUAUGAUGCUUGGGUAUAAGUGUUGUUGUGUGAUUGAAAGGUUUACGGGUUGAUUUUUGGAAGUAGACUCUUGCGUAAAUGCAAGAUAUGUCUUUUAUUUUUCUAUAAUUUUUGUGUUCGUGAACUGUAUUGAGGUUUGUCAUACUAAAAAAUUAAAUAAGUACGACUUGUACACAAAGUUUGUUAUUGUUGUAUUAGUUUUUCCAAUUAUGAUUGGAUGUUGUGUUAUAAUUAAUAAUUAAUAAAGAUUAUUUUUUUAACAUUUGCAA